UUUUAUUUUCAAAUAAGUGACGCGGUAAACAAGAGUGAACGUGUUUGUGGUGACGGUUAUUAUUGUUCAAUUUCUAUUUAAAAUAAAUAUUUCGUGCGUGUUUUUUGUGUAAACUGCAAAAUGGAGCCCGGUUUUGGUUAUCUGGAAUUCGUGCGAAAACCCGGCAAGUCCCCAAAGAGGUACCGCUUGCCGGAAACAGGCCCCACGACAAUUGGGUCAUCAUUGUCGUGUGAUAUUCGCAUUAAAUCGCGGAAAGCAGCCCCCCAGCCGGUGUCCUGUGUUAUUAGCUUGAACAAUGGAGCGGCUAUUUUAGAGAACACAAGUGACGAUUUAAUCCUCCACAAUGGAAAAAAACUGAAGAAGAGUGUUUUUCUUAAAAACAAUGACGAGUUUGUGAUUACGGAAAAGCGUUUUCGAUACAUAAACGCAGGCGCCCCCUCCGUUACGGCCGGCCAGUCAAUUUUUAAUAAAAGACUUUCAGUCAUGCCUGAUUUUAAAGCAAGGACGGUGUCAAAAAUCCCGAUACCCUCAAGACAUGCUACGCCGAGGAGGAGUUUAUCGAUUUCCAACUCCGCAAUAAAGACGUCGAAAAGGUCCUGUUUGAGUGCACUACCAAUCAGAAAACGCGGCCAAAUGUCUGAGUGGAAAAGUAGUAGUGCUGUUAAUGUUACCACUACAAGAAAAUCACAAAAUUUGGCAACAGUGGUCCGCAAAUCUUUGUUUCUGAAAAAUAAAGUGGAAACGUUCCAUUCGUCUGAUUCUGAUGAGAGGAAAUCAAUUGCUUCCAACUUUGAGACUAAGACAACACCACCCCGAGGUGUCAAAAGGGGGCGCUCUUUCAGUACUGGAAGAGUUGUUAAAAGGACAAGACGGGAAGAUACGUUUACUUUGAGUACUUCAAUGUCCGGGGAAGGAGAAUCACUUUACGACACUCUUCUUCAAAUAAUCAGUCCUCAAAAAUCGGUCAAGAAUGUCUCUGACGUGAGUGGCAUUGAGGAUUUUCUUGAAACUUCAAGUCUGGAUUCUCCGAAACUCCAAACUCCGAAAGUUCAAAAUGACGAUUUGAGUGGAAUUGAGAAAAUUUUGAAAACUCCCAGAGCCACAAAAUCGCCCAAGAAUGAUUUAACAAAUGUCGAAAGAAUUACAAAGAUUUUUGGAACUACCAAAGUGCAGAAAUCACCAGGAAAUGAUUUGACACGUGUCAGUGGAGUUAAGAAAAUUUUGAAAACUCCGAAAGUUCAAAAAUCGCCGGAAAAUGACUUGUCAGACGUUCGUGGAGUUAAGAAAAUUUUGAAGACUCCCAGAGCCCCAAAAUCGCCCAAGAACGAUUUAACAAACGUCGAAGGAGUUGAAACAAUUUUUAGAACUCCCAAAGUGCAGAAAUCACCGGAAAAUGAUUUGACACGUGUCAGCGGAGUUAAGAAAAUUUUGAAGACUCCGAAAGUUCAAAAAUCGCCGGAAAAUGACUUGUCGAAUGUUGUUGGAAUUAAGAAAAUUUUGAGAACUCCCAGAGCACCAACAUCACCCAUGAAUGAUUUAACAAACGUCGGUGGAAUUAAGAAUAUUUUUAAAACUCCGAAAGUUAAAAAAUCGCCCAAAAACGAUUUGACAAACAUUAAAGGAGUAAAAAAGAUUUUUAAAACACCAAUAAUUCAAAAGUCACCUAAAAACGAUUUGACAGACGUGAGAGGAGUAAAGCAAAUUUUCAAAACUGUUAAAUCACCUAUAAAUGACUUGUCUGAUCUUGAAGGAGUACAAGAACUGUUCGUUACUCCCAAAAACGAAACUUCUUCCAAUUUACAAUCUUCCAAGGUUCAAAAAUCGCCUCGGAACGAUCUCACGGAUGUUAGAGGGGUAAAAACUCUUUUUAAAACUCCUAAAAAACACCCAGUGGAUAUUUUAUCGGAUUUCGAAGGUUUGAAUACGAUAUUUUCAACACCGAAGUGUGAAGAAGAGACACCUCAUUUGAAAACCUCAUCACCUCCGAGAACAAGGCGUGGUCGCGCUAAACGACCAAUGGCAGUAUCUCCCGCACAGGAAACGGAAACACUUCAAAAACGAAACCGACGCAUGCGUAAAGAAUCAGAAACGAGUGAAACUAACCUUAAAACACCGCAAACCGAAGAAGUGGAAGUAAAAGUGCGAAAAAUGCCAAGAAGAAUUAAUAAAAAACCAGCAGAAGAGGAAAUGGUAGUAUCACCAAAACACACAACUGACCUAAAGACACCACAGCCUGAAGAAGUGGUACCAAAAACACGAAAAAGGCCAGGAAGAAAUAAUAAAAAAGUUGCAGAAGUUGAAAAAGAGGAAAUGGUAGUAUCACCGAAGCAAACAGCUGACCUUAAAACACCACCGUCUGAAGAAGUGGUACCAAAAACGCGAAAAAGGCCAGGAAGAAAUAAUAAAAAAGCUGCAGAAGUUGAAAAAGAGGAUGUGAUAGUUUCAUCGGAACAAAUCACUGACGUUAAGACACCGCAAAUUGAAGAAGUGGAUACAAAAACGCGGAAAAGGCCGAUAAGGAAUGCAAGAAAAGAUGCAGAAGUUGGAAAAGAGGAAGUGACAGUUUCGCUGAAGAAAACAAGAAGUAGGAAGAGGAAGAAUGAAGAAGUGAUUGAAGUUGUUGCAAGAAGUGGAUCGCUGGGGGGUGAAAAUGUGAAAGAGGAGACGAAAAAGGCCACAAAAACUACUAGACGAAAGAAAAUGGAUGAGACAGUUGAUGUAGUGGAAGUUAAAGAGGAGAAAAGUACAAAUAAAAGAGGAAAAAGAACAAAAACUGAGAAUGUCGUGCAGGACACGGAAACUGAUAACAUUAGUUCACAACGUACAUACAAUACUCGCAGUAGGGUGAAGAAAUAACAUGAGUUUUAAAUUUUUAGUUUUAAUUUUUAUCCAUGUUUAUAUUAAAUAUUAUUAACAAUUGUUUCCAUUUAAAUAAAAUAUAACUUCAAGUA
This is a messenger RNA of Tribolium madens (black flour beetle), 2951 nucleotides long. RefSeq names its product muscle M-line assembly protein unc-89-like. Gene Ontology annotation, biological process: regulation of mitotic nuclear division; regulation of chromosome segregation. The transcript is spliced from 6 exons. Gene Ontology annotation, cellular component: nucleus; chromosome. The record is from RefSeq and is a predicted model, not a curated record. Gene Ontology annotation, molecular function: protein binding. Bases 121 to 2856 code for a protein of 911 amino acids. NCBI's taxonomy places the organism in Eukaryota, Metazoa, Arthropoda, Insecta, Coleoptera, Tenebrionidae.